Messenger RNA from Canis lupus familiaris (dog), 4821 nucleotides. It is a transcript of the gene KIF6, whose product is annotated as kinesin family member 6. The coding region runs from base 166 to 2550 and encodes 794 amino acids. Gene Ontology annotation, biological process: microtubule-based movement; mitotic spindle organization. The record is from RefSeq and is a predicted model, not a curated record. NCBI's taxonomy places the organism in Eukaryota, Metazoa, Chordata, Mammalia, Carnivora, Canidae. Gene Ontology annotation, molecular function: microtubule binding; microtubule motor activity; ATP binding. The transcript has 23 exons.
GCAACCGAUCGGGGAGAGGAGGCGGCCCUGGCUGGCGCGGGGCAACUUGGGUAGCGUCCCUGGUUACUGUUGCUAAGACUGUGGCUAGACGGAAGCGGUGGGCGUCCCGAGUUUCGGGAGCCAGACCCUGAGAGAGGUCAGGGGUCAGUGCAGAGCCGGGAGGCGAUGGUGAAGCAGACCAUACAGAUUUUCGCGAGGGUGAAGCCCACUGUCCGGAAGCAGCAACAGGGGAUUUAUUCCAUAGAUGAAGAUGAAAAAUUAACACCUAACCUGGAAAUUAUCUUACCUCGCGAUCUGGCAGAUGGAUUUGUGAAUAAUAAGCGAGAAAGCUACAAAUUUAAAUUUCAAAAGAUUUUUGAUCAGGGAGCAAGCCAAGAGACCAUUUUUGAAAACAUUGCCAAACCAGUUGCCGAGAGUGUCUUGGCAGGUUACAAUGGUACCAUCUUUGCCUAUGGGCAGACGGGCAGUGGGAAAACAUUCACCAUCACGGGUGGAGCAGAACGCUACAGUGACAGAGGCAUCAUCCCAAGGACACUGUCAUACAUUUUUGAGCAAUUACAAAAGGACAGCAGCACAAUACAUACAACGCACAUUUCCUAUUUGGAAAUCUACAAUGAAUGUGGUUAUGAUCUAUUGGAUCCAAGACAUGAAGCCUCCAGUUUGGAAGAUUUGCCGAAAGUGACAAUACUGGAGGAUCCUGAUCAGAACAUUCACCUGAAAAACCUGUCUCUCCAUCAGGCAGCCACAGAAGAAGAAGCUCUGAAUCUACUUUUCUUAGGAGACACCAACAGAAUGAUUGCAGAGACUCCGAUGAACCAGGCUUCAACUCGUUCCCACUGCAUUUUCACUAUUCACUUAUCAAGCAAAGAACCAGGAUCUGCGACUGUCCGGCAUGCCAAACUUCACUUAGUUGACCUGGCUGGUUCAGAACGAGUUGCAAAGACUGGAGUAGGGGGCCAACUUCUAACAGAGGCCAAGUAUAUCAACUUGUCCCUACACUACUUAGAACAGGUGAUCAUUGCUCUUUCCGAAAAACACCGUGCACACAUUCCCUACAGGAACUCCAUGAUGACCAGUGUCCUAAGAGACAGUUUGGGAGGGAACUGCAUGACGACCAUGAUUGCAACACUGUCUUUAGAGAAAAGGAAUAUUGACGAGUCUAUAUCGACCUGCAGAUUUGCACAACGAGUGGCACUCAUAAAGAAUGAAGCCGUUCUUAAUGAAGAAAUCGAUCCCAGAUUAAUGAUUAUACGCCUUCAAAAAGAAAUCCAAGAACUGAAGGAUGAACUGGCCAUUUUCACUGGGGAGCAGAGGACAGAGGCACUCUCAGACGCAGAGCUCCUUCAGCUGGAAAAACUAAUAACAUCCUUUUUGGACGACCAAGAUCCAGAGAGUAGACUAGAGGUUGGCACUGAUAUGCGUAAAAUUCAUCACUGUUUCCACCAUUUAAAGAAACUAUUGAAUGACAAGAAGAUCCAUGGAAAAAGCACAGUCUCCUGUGAAAUCAAAGAUCAAGACUGCCAAGAACCAUUAAAAGAGGAAGAAUACAAAAAGCUCCGAGACAUUCUACAGCAGAGGGAUAAUGAAAUCAAUAUUCUAGUCAAUAUGCUAAAGAAGGAAAAGAAGAAAGCUCAAGAUGCUCUCCACUUAUCCAGCAUGGAUAGAAGUGAAUGUAGACACUCACAGAGCUUGCCCUUCCCCCCUGGGAACCCAGAAGGUCUGAGGACGUUGCCAUCCUCAGCUCCCAAACAGAUCCAGGAUGUCAGCACUUUUGGGUACAGAUCCAGUUUGCUCCACAGAAAAACAGGGAUGAGAGAAGAAAUGUCAUUAGGACGACAAGAGGCUUUUGAAAUCUUCAAGAGGGACCACGCUGACAGCGUCACCAUCGAAGACAACAAACAGAUCUUGAAGCAGAGAUUUUCUGAAGCAAAGGCCCUAGGAGAAAGUAUAAAUGAAACAAGGAGCAAAAUUGGUCGCCUGAAGGAAGAAAUCACCCAGAGGCAUAUGCAGCAAGUAGCUCUAGGCGUCUCAGAAAACAUAGCCAUGCCUUCGAUGCCAGACUUGCUGGAAGAGAAGCUUCGAUCACAACUGGAGGAAGAAAAGAGAAGGUAUAAAACCAUGUUCACACACCUGAAGGCCCUGAAGGUGGAGAUCGAGCACCUGCAGCUGCUCAUGGACAAGGCCAAGAUGAAGCUGCAGAAAGAGUUUGAAGCCUGGUGGACAGAGGAAGCCACCAGCCUGCAGGUAAAUUCUCCAGCAGUGAAUUCACUCAGUCACGUGAAGCCCUUUCCCCAAACGCCUGAGUUCCAGCAGGAAACAUCUCAGCCUCUCUUUAACAAAAGCAAUGUGAAUGCCAGGAAAAUCUUGCCCUCGCCUUCCCCCAUCCCACACAGCCAGGAACACAACAGCACCAGCGCCUCCCUGGAAAGCAGUGUCCCUGAGAGACCAGCAUCAUCCGUCCCUCUCACCGGGGACAGCCAGACGGACUCUGACAUCCUGGCAUUCAUCAAGGCCAGACAGAGCAUUCUGCAGAAGAAAUGUUUCCAGUAGAUGUCCAGCCGUGCACUGUGGCAGCAAGAAGGGAGUCCAGGGAUCUGCCUUGAGAAGAACAUGCCGGGGAUAGGAGCUGCCCCUUCAGCCUACAUCCCAGAACAUACAGAGAGCAGAUCUGAGCCCAGCCUACAGCUUGGGGCCGGGCCCAGCAGACCUGAAGCCUGGAGCAGAGCUUCCCCUUCAAGUCCAGGCCAGAUCAGCUGAACCGUGGCUGACCCAAAGACCCAAUAUCAUAAGAAGAAAUGCUUGGUGACAUAAGCCACUGAGACUUGGGGUGAUUUGUUAUGGAGCAUUGAUGGUAGCAAUAGCUAACAGACACAGAUACUGAAAUCCAGAGACAGAGUCCAGUCUCUGUGGUCGACUUCCAGCCCUUACAGUUCUCAUAAUAUAUGACUAGAUGUGGAAUUUCUCAGAGUUCACUCUGCUUCCAUGCUGCCUACGGAAUGCCCUUGAGAGUUAGCUGUGUAUGAAAAAGUAGGACACUUCUUAUGGCCAUGAUAGAGCCAUAGAUAGACCUGAUUUACCCUCCUGCUUUCAUUAACUGAAAACUAGACAAAACGUAUAAGGCAAUGGCUUUCAGAUGCUGGAAAAAGGCACUAGAGGACACUGACCCGCCAGAGAAGGGAAACAAUGAGGUGAGCCCUACCAUUGCUACAACUUACCGCGUGCAGGGCUUAGGCCCCAGUUCAGGGAAAGGCCACCAGGGGGCGCCAAGUGGUUUCCUGAGUUGAACAAGGAGAGGGUUGGUGGCCCAGGAGGCCAAGGUGGCCUCCAGGGGCAAGGCCAAGUACCAGAGAUGCGAGCGCUGCAGACUGAGAGCAGACACUCCAAAGAUCUCCAGAGGGUACUGUCAAAGCUUCGGCUCACGGCUGAGCAGCGCAAGCUGCUCAGGGAGGAAAUCGCUCAGGGCCAGGGAAAGAACCACCAGAAAGGAGCAAGCAAAACAAUUUCCAGAAAUAACACAGGUUUAGGAAUAGUUCAUACUCCCAACAGCCACAAUGUUGAGAAACCUUCUCACAAAAGAGUCAUUGAACAGAAAUCCCGUAAGGUAUUGCCUUGGACGUGAGGCCAAAUUAGCCAUUGAUCAAAGCUAUUCUGGUCCUACCUGACAACAUGUUAAAAAAAAAAUAAAAAAGUAAGCCUCAAGAGAGUCAAACUGUUUUCAGUGAGUUUCUAAACAAAGGUCAAAAACAUUUAAAGGGUGGGCCCCUGUGGCACAGUCAGUUAAGUGUCUGACUCUUGGUUUCGGCUCUCACGAGCUCAGAAUCGUGAGACCAAGCCCCAUGUCAGGCUCCACGUUCAUCAAGGAAUCUGCUACCAAGAAUGACUGAGUUCCAAUGACUCAGAGCAUGAGGACAGAGAAAGUGCCAGCCCUCUUCAGCUUAUAUUCUAACUAGGGAGAUGGACAACAAACAAAUAAGGGAAUCUGAGCUCAGAAGGAGUUGGGUGGGAUAGGAUGGGCCUGGGCUCACUGUCAAGGGGGGUAAGAGGCAGGGUUAGGGCUAGAAUGGCAGGUUGGGUUUGAUGAUGUGAAGAGGGCUGGGGCUGAGCAGUCGAUUAGAAAUGAGGAGCAUGGCAAAUAAGGGGACUUGGGAGAUUUGAGCCAUCAAAGAAUAUGGAGGGAGAGUAUUUCAUGAUGUGUGUCCAAGGGUCUACUGGGGCAACAAGGCACAGGAGAUGUGGAAAAGUUGGCUGUGAAAUGUUAGAAGUUGAAAAUAUCCAUGUAAAAUGUGGGAGGAGAAAAAGCAUUUCCUUUGACAUGGGUUCCAUCUCCUGUGUGGAAAGUAGCCAGUGGUUAUGGGCCUGGAUGCUGCUGUAAGGGCAAGGGAGGAAGUGGCAAACUUUUUUAGGGUUAGCUGCUCUAUUCGGGUUUCCAUUGCCAAGUGCCAGCAAGCAAGGCUGAGCCCAUUGUAUGCACAUUGGGGGAAACUCAGAGCAACCAGCAAGCAGGAAGCUGAUGAGGGAUCCCUCCCUCUUACUUCACUCAACUCCUAGUCUUGAGAAGGCAGCUCUUCCCCAGACCAGCCUCAUCCCCCUGCACUCCCUGUCCCAGGUGUGAGAUACUAUUCUCAUCUCUCCUCUGAAAUAUCUUUUGGGUUUGCCUUUCCCAUGACUUUCCUUAAAGCCAGGCCAGAAGAUGCCCUCAACCAUGCCUCAGAGCACCCAACACUUUGAAGGGCCUUGUCAGAAAGCUUCUAAAUCUCCCUCUAGUGCUGGGACCUGCUAUGGCCAACAGCAUCACUGACCAUUCUCAUGUGGACCUCAUUC